CGUGUAAGAUGAAUAUCCGGGUUAACCGGGUGGUUUGCAGUUGGUUGAAGUGGAAAUCGCAGCGAAACUGUCACAGCAACAUCGGGAUGUUGUAAUAAUGUAGAAAUUCAGACGCCUCGAAGCCACCGAUGACAUGCGAUCCCGUCCUUUCUGUACUAGGUACAGAGGAUCCGUGGGUUUAGCGAUUUAGUGACAGGAGUGAACGUUGUCAUCUGUUGUGAUUGGAGAAGAUGUGGCAAAACAUCGGACUCACUGUACUGGCCAUUAUUGCAACACUAAUAUGCGUGCUACUCUUCAUGGUGUUUGGGUGGUAUGUUGUUUGGCAGCUCUUUUUGUCCAAGUUCAAAUUCCUACGGGAACUGGUUGGCGACACAGGCUCACCACUAGCUGAGACGGAACCCUCCGAGUCGGAGAGUGAGAGGAGCUCCCCACCCACACCGACACCCCGCCCUAAAAACAAACCUCGCCAGAGGGUGGUGGUGCUGCCACAGGACACCUCUUCGUAGACCUACAGGCCGGCUAUCUACAACGUGCACCCCUGUCUCUUUGUAGACCUGUGGCUAUCUAUUACGCACGGGCCGCUGACAGCUUUGGCUGGGCUGGGACAAAGUCACCCCACACCCCCACCCCCACAUACAUACUAUGUAAUGGGGACCCAAUUCUGGGCCCUGCACAACUGACCCGUUAACACCGCCCAUGGGAUUUUUCACAUAGACUAGCAGCCCAUGCCUUUAGACCCCAUGGUAUGGUGUGCCAUUUAGGCUUCAAUUGUCACGUAAUUCUUAAUUUCUCUGCAGUAUUCAUUUCGUUUCACUCUCUCUGAGUAGCACUCAUUCAGUGGAAUAUAAAAGAAGCCAGAUGUGAUGGUAAGCGUUGUGUGGGCAGGUAGUCUGUCCCUCUGUAAGUCAUCGUUAAGUCAUCGGUUCUUCACUGUCAGUAUUCAAAGCUUAAUAGAAAUUGUUUAAACACAACGACAUGAGUCUUAUUGGCGGCAGCCUGGCCUCAAUAUCACACACACAACCCACAGCACUCAUUGAACUGAAGGGUAAAGGGGAAUGGAAUCCUGUCUUAGAAGCCAUUUACACGCAUAUGGAUUUUGUUUUUGAAAACGCAUUGGUUUUGUGCAGUCAAACAGUUUUCCGUGUCAAAAUCAGCUGACGUCCCCAGGCCACAUUUUGUCCAUGGUCAUUGGUUUUGGCCCCUCGCUUUCCACGUCAAUUGAGUUUUAGUAUGCACAUUUCAAAACUCUGGUUAAAAAUAUCCCAUGUUGCCUUUACACAUAAAUGGAUUUGGAAAAAAAAAUCCUGUUAUCUGCAUAUGUGUAACCAGCACCAUAGUAAAACAAUAAUAUAAUAAUGAUGAUGAUUUAGGAAAAUUGAGGGAAACUGACCACACUGACUUCUACCACCAUAGUGUAUACUGGCUUAAUGGAAUACUUCACUAAACUGCCCAGGUGGCACCCUGCCCACUGUGUUUUUGAACUGGUGGUGUUUCAGUGGGCACUGCAUCAUGAUGUGUCCUGUUGUCACGGCAACAGUUCUGGAUAAAACUGUACAUUACAGGGCAUCCCCCCAAAAAAUACAUUGUUAGAGCAGGUGGGUUUUUAAAAUACAUUAUUUUCAAAGUGCAAUACAGCUUAUAGAUAUGAUGUCAUUGUUUUGCACCACAUGUUCUCAAACUGACAUUCACUCUGGUCCAGGCACUGCUGACCAUGCGAACCACACACACUCUUUUUGUGAAUAUUUGUGCAUUGACUUUCAGUGACUGAUGACUGAAGACUAUGAGACAUGGAUGGAACAGUUUUAGAAUAAGUGGUGACAAACCAUGAAACUGAUUCUAUUACAGUUUGACAAGUACCUUCAUUGAAAUAAAUGCCCACUUUACAUAUAUUUGUGUAUACAUUUUUGGGAAGCCCUGUACAUUGCCAUUUCAAUUUUGAUUUUUGGCAAAAGUCCUUUUAUCUUCUGAAUAAAUUUGUCUGAUAAAAAUGAAA
Molecule: messenger RNA, 1993 nt
Organism: Engraulis encrasicolus (European anchovy)
Lineage: Eukaryota; Metazoa; Chordata; Actinopteri; Clupeiformes; Engraulidae
Gene: smim13
Product: small integral membrane protein 13
Exons: 3
Coding region: 231-506 (91 amino acids)
Source: RefSeq, a predicted model, not a curated record